AUGAAUAUCCCUAUAGAUAGAGUGACACAGCUACAGGAUAUAUACAUUUUUGAGACAGCGAUUAACCAAACAGUAUCAAAUAUACAAAAGAAAAAAAAGAACUAUUUUCGAGUCUCAUUGGUGUUAUUAACCUUACUAAUUAUAUCAUUAGUAUGGUGUUUUUCAAAAUAUAAAUUACAACAACAAGAAUUCAUUAUAAAUAAUGGAAAUAAUAGUAACAUUCAACAACUACAACAACAACAACAAUUAAAUAAUUUAGAUUCAACAACAAUAUAUACAACAAAUGAUAAUGGAGACAUUAAUUUUCAUAAUGACAAUAAUAAUAAUAAUAAUUAUCGAGAUAAUCAAUCUUCAAAUCAAAAAAUAGAACAACAAACACUAACAGCUCUUGACUAUAGUUUACUUUUUCUCCCAUCUUCAGUUUUAUCAUUAUCAUUAAUAUUUUCAUUAAUCAUUUAUUUUAGUAUUGAUGAUCCAUUUUUAUUUAUAACAAGAUGUAAUUCAACAUUAUAUUUAUUUAAUAUUUAUUAUUGUUUUUCAAAUAAAAAGAUAAUGAUUCUUCCAAAGAAGCAAUUAAAUAAUAACUAUUAUAGUAGUGAUAACUAUAGUAAUUACCAACAACAACCACAACAACAACCACAACAACAACAACAAUAUAAUACGGGAUAUAAUCAACAUCAAUAUACUGAUGAAAAUGAAUAUAACCACAGAGGAAAUCGAUUGGUUUCAAACCCAUCUUCAACCAUUCAAAGAAAUAAAAAAUUUGAUACAAAUAAUAAUUAUAAUUUUAAUAAUAAUAAUUACAAUUAUAAUAGCAAUUUCAAUAAUAAUAAUAACAAUAACAAUAUUAAUAAUAAUAAUAAUAAUACCAAUAAUAGUAACAUUAAUAUUAUUAGUAAUAAUAAUAAUAAUAUCAAUAAUAAUAAUAAUAUUAUUAAUAAUAAUAAUAAUAAUAAUAAUAAUAAUAAUAUUAAUAAUAGUGCAUAUAGUAAUUUUAAUAAUAGUAAUGGUUAUAAUUAUACAAAUUAA
Molecule: messenger RNA, 1029 nt
Organism: Dictyostelium discoideum AX4
Lineage: Eukaryota; Evosea; Eumycetozoa; Dictyosteliales; Dictyosteliaceae
Exons: 3
Coding region: 1-1029 (342 amino acids)
Cellular component (GO): membrane
Source: RefSeq, a predicted model, not a curated record